Fomitopsis serialis is the source of this 1506-nucleotide messenger RNA. RefSeq lists its product as uncharacterized. Lineage: Eukaryota; Fungi; Basidiomycota; Agaricomycetes; Polyporales; Fomitopsidaceae. Bases 1 to 1506 code for a protein of 501 amino acids. The record is from RefSeq and is a predicted model, not a curated record. The transcript has 9 exons.
AUGGUCGGUACCUGGGGCAUGGAAAAACUGACCAAUUACCUGCGCAAGGUCGCCCUCGAGGCCGGGCACCAUCUCAGCGAGCGGGACUUGCUCAUCUUCACGGACCACCCGCCGCGAUGGGACGACUGGACGGAGGAGGACCUGAUCCUCUUCAACAGGAUGCUCCGGGCGCUGUACAACAGCCCGGUGUCGUUCAAGGUGUUCGAGAAGAUCGUUGCGACGUACUUGCUGACAGAGGCGUGGCGCGAGGAGAUGAAUUACAUACCGAUGGCGAAGAAGUUCCCCCGCCUCACCGACAUUUGCUUCGAUUGGCAGUGGUGGGACGCGCCGGCGGAGGGCGCGUGGAAGGAGGGUCUUGACUUCAAGACGUUCGCAACCGGCUGGCGCAACGUGAAGCCCAAGUGGUGGGGCAAGAAGUGGUCGCCGGCGGACCAGGAGGCCGCCAUGAGGCCGUUUGCGGAAAUCUGGCUCAGCAACGACCGACUCAACCCUGCAACCCCGGUCCAAGACCGCGAAGAUGAGGACGAUCCGCACAGCGAAGGAUACGAGAUCGACGUGGGGCGUGUGACUGGUGAGGACUGCAGGAAGGCGCAGCGCCAGGCGGAGAUCUACCUCGCCUGGAAGGCGAAGGGCCGUGCGCCCGCUGCGAUGGCGCACCCGGUCCGUCUGCGCUCAUGGGCGCGACCCCCUAACAUCCCGCCCAAGUCGCAGGAUACGGUGCACUACGGCAGCGACCGCUGCCAGCUCUGCGUUGAGCAGGGCAUGGAGGAAUGCCGUGUCCCGGCGACUGCCAACGACCCGCGCUGUGUGACUUGUCGGUCGCGCAAGAAGAGGUGCCCCUUCGGAUCACCCGUUAAACGCACCGGCUCGACCGUGCGCGCACCCUCCGCCCGUGCGCGCACCCACACUCCGGCUGUUGCAGGAGGCCCAAGGGCAGCGGGUCAUGCACCUUCCUCGUUCCUAGGUGGGCACAUUCAUGCUCUUACGCUGCCAGUCACCGCUGCAUCAGGUGAUCAGCUCGUCCAUGUGGCAAACAUGAGGCGUCCUCCACCUGUGUCUGCCAGCGACGCAUCCCCUUUCCAUCACGCUCUCACUCUCAUCCAUACGGUCAGUAUGGCGCCGAAGAAACCGACCAAGAAGCAGCGGGAGGCUGAGGCUGCGGCUGCGGCUGCGGCUGCAGCGUCGAGUGAUCCGCCCGAGCCGGAAACACCAGCACGUCCGCCUGUAUCGACCUACCCCUAUGCCUGGUGCCCGGUGCCCCUGCUGGGCAAUCUAACCAUAUAUGGAAAUAUUUUCCCACGACCCCCUGCUGGGCAGUGCCUGCCGGGCACUCCCGACCGCCAACUCAAACUGUCUUUCUACGUGCAUAACACGUCCAUCCUGACCAUUCUCGCUCGUCACUGUCGUUCUCUCACUCACAUCCUCUUUUCUCUUUUCUUCAGCACCUCUCACAGGGACCCACACUGCAUAUUGGACCACUCUCACUCGUGGCUGAAACAACUUUGA